AAAGUUAGUGCAAAUGUGAAUGACAGUUCAAGUGGAAGUGGAUUUUCUCGUGAAAAGUGCAUUUUCCAGCAAUUUCCGGGUGUGAAAAGCCAUGUCAGUGGAUGUGUACAUAUUCUUCCUGUUCUUCUUCAUCGGCCUGGUAAUUAUCACUCAUAUUCUCACGUCACGCAAUGAGAAAUUGCGUCACAAUUCACGGAUCUCCUUGAACUUGGGCAACAUUCCGGAAGAUGUAAUUUCGGGAGAUGCUGAAAUUCCCAGGAUUAGGAAUCCCAAUUGUUCCUACUGGGACUGUUUCAAUGUGUACAAAUGUGGCCAGAAGGCUGCAGACAAUGAAUUUUCAAUCUACGUCUAUCCACUGAAGAACUACGUCGAUCCAGAUGGUAGGAAUGCCUUCAAACUCACCAAGGAAUUCUACUACAUCCUCAAAGCAAUCUCUGAGAGUCCCUACUACACUCCCAAUCCCAAUAGGGCAUGCCUCUUUGUCCCUAGCAUCGAUACUCUGAAUCAGAAUAAUAUAGAUUCAAGCCUGAUGGCCAAGGCAUUGGCUGCCCUGCCGUAUUGGGAAAAUGGAGAGAAUCACUUGCUCUUCAACAUGAUCCCGGGAUCUCCCCCGGACUUCAGCACAGUUCUGGAUGUAAAUACCGAUAGGGCACUAAUUGCAGGAGCGGGAUUCGAUACGUGGACGUAUAGAAGUGGAUUUGAUCUGUCAAUUCCCUUUUUCAGUCCCAAUCAAGUUAAAAUGUCUCAGAUUGAGGCCAGUGAGCCUCGGAAGUACUUGCUAAUCUCCUCACAGCUCAACAUGUACCCGUAUCAUGUGAGAAUCCUCCAGGAAAUCUCCUUCAAUCAUCCGGACGUUCUCACUCUCCAAAAAUGCCCUCAGAAGACAGAAAAUCAAGUAACUUCCAAAAAUCCAGAGAAAGAUCCCAAGGAUGAAGAUAUCAGAUGCAGCAUUCCUCAUGGGAAUGAAUUCAGAUAUCCCGAAAUCCUGACCAAAGGAACCUUUUGCCUGGUAAUCCGUGGAGUAAGACUGGCCCAGCCCAAUUUAAUGGAAGCUCUAGCCAGCAAUUGCAUCCCUGUCAUUGUGGCCAAUAACAUUGUCCUGCCCUUUGACGAUGUCAUCGACUGGAGUCUCGCCUCAAUUUCCAUCCGUGAAACCGAUCUCCAUUCCAUCCAUUCCGUCCUCCAAGCCGUCAGCCCAGAUAAAGUUUCUGAGCUUCAGAAGCAAGGUCACUGGCUCUACAGGAAAUACUUCAGCAGCAUCCGGAAGAUCGUUCAUACAUCCCUGGACAUCCUAAAUGACAGAGUAUUUCCCCAUCUGGCCAGAACUUACCUUCACUGGAAUGUUCCAAUGUACGAAAAAACCACAAGGAAUCCCCUCUUCCUGCCCCUAAUCGCUCCCAAAUCCCAAGGAUUCACUGCUGUCAUCCUCACGUACGAUCGCAUAGACUCCCUCUUCACCCUUGUCCAGAAGCUGGCAGUAGUUCCGGCUCUGCAGAAAAUCCUCAUCAUCUGGAACAAUCAGAAGAAAUCUCCGCCGCAUCCAACCAUGUUCCCCAAAAUCACAAAACCCCUCAAACUCAUCCAGACCAAAGCCAAUAAACUCUCCAAUCGCUUCUAUCCGUACGAAGAGAUUGAGACUGAAGCCAUCCUCACCAUUGACGAUGACAUCCUCAUGCUGACCAUCGAUGAGCUUCAGUUUGGCUAUGAGGUCUGGAGGGAGUUUCCGGACAGAAUCGUGGGAUUCCCAAGUAGAACUCAUGUUUGGGACAAUUCCACGGGAAAGUGGAAGUAUGAGUCCGAGUGGACCAAUGAGAUCUCAAUGGUUCUCACAGGAGCGGCUUUUCAUCACAAGUACUGGAGCUACAUGUACACAAAUGCCAUGCCGGGCGACAUAAAGGAAUGGGUAGAUGAUCAUAUGAACUGCGAAGAUAUCGCCAUGAACUUCCUCGUGGCCAACAUCACACGAAAGCCCCCCAUCAAAGUGACACCGCGGAAGAAAUUCAAGUGUCCUGAAUGCACAAACACGGAAAUGUUGUCAGCUGACAUCAAUCACAUGCUCGAGAGAUCUGCCUGCAUCAAUCGCUUCGCAGAUAUCUACGGAACGAUGCCACUGAAGACGGUGGAAUGGAGAGCUGAUCCCGUACUCUUCAGGGAUAACUUCCCGGAGAAACUGAAGCGCUUCAAUGACAUUGGCAGCUUGUGAGGACUGAGGAAGGAGUGUUUGUGUGGCCAAAAAUGGUGCAAUUAUCGUGAAAAUCAAAGUGUCAUAGAAGUCUAGUCCAAGAAGUCUCAAGUUUUUUUUUUUAAUUCGUUUUCUGUCAUUUUGACUCGAUUGCACCAGGAUUUUUGCACGAAUUUAUAUUGAUUAAUUUUUUAUCGUAAAGUAUUUUAUCCAAAGGGCAUUUCGCCGAAGCAAAAAUGAUUGUUUUUGAUACGAUUUUGUAAAAUUAUAUUCGUAUUAUUCGUUAAAUAUUUCCGAUAUUCAAUUAUUUGGAAAAUAUUUGCGAUAUUCAAGGAAUAUUUGUGAAAUAUCUGCGUUAUUCAGGGAAAGUAUCUCCGAUAUUCAAGGAACAUUCGUUAAGUGUCCGCUAAAUUCAGGGAAUAUUCGCAAAAAAUCUGCGAUAUUCAAGGAAUAUUUGCAAAAUAUCUGCGAUAUUCAGAGAAUAUUCGCAAAUUAUCUGCGAUAUUCAAGGAGUAUUCUUAAAGUAUCUCCGAGAGUCAAGGAAUAUUUGUAAAGCAUCCGCGAUUUUCAGGGAAUAUUCGCAAAAUAUCAACGAAAUUCAAGGAAUAUUCACAAAUUAUCUGCAAUAUUCAAGGAAUAUUCGCAAAGUAUCUCCAAUAUUCAAAGAAUAUUCGUAAAGCAUUCGCGAUAUUCAGGGAAUAUUCGCAAAAUAUCUGAAAUAUUCAAUGAAUAUUUGCAAAUUAUCGCGAUAUUAAAGGAAUAUUCUGAAAGUCUCUUCGAUAUUCAAAGAAUAUUCGUGAAACAUUCGCGAUAUUCAGGGAAUAUUUGCAAAAUAUCUGCAAUAUUCAAUGAAUAUUCGCAAAUUAUCGCUUUAUUAAAAGAGUAUUCGCAAAGUAUCUCCGAUAUUCAAGGAAUAUUCGUGAAAUAUCCAUGAAAUUCAAGGAAUAUUCGCAAAUUGUCUGCGAUAUUCAAGGAAUACUCGCAAAGUAUCUCCGAUAUUCAAGUUAUAUUCGUAAAAUAUCUACGAUAUUCAAUGAAUAUUCGCAAAUUAUCGUGAUAUUCAAGGAGUAUUGACAAAGUAUCUUCAGUAUUCAAGGAAUAUUCAUAAAGUAUCCGUGAUAUUCAAGGAAUAUUCGCAAAAUAUUUGCGAUAUUCAACGAAUAUUCCCUGAAUAUCUGCGAUUUUCUGUGAAUAUUCGCAAAAUAUCUAUGAUAUUCAAGGAAUAUUCACGAAAUAUCCCCGAUUUUCACAAAACAUCAGUGAUAUUGACAAAAUUCCAGAAAUAUUCGCAAAUGUUUACAAUAGUUCCCCAGUGAAAUGCCCUUCGAUUUUAUCCACUGACGAGGAUAUCCAUAAUUUGUGACCAUAUCUAGGGGCUAAAUAGUUAAUUAAAAAAAAGUUCAAGGAGGCAGUCUAAUAGUAAAAAAGAAAAUAGUUAAAUGUAAAUGUGAUAUUUAAGAUGCAUUUAUUGAGUGAGAAUAGAGAUCUUGCAAUUUCUCCCAUUAAACAAAUUACAAAGAGAAAUAGAAGACAUUUCCAUUUAAAUCUACAUCACAAUUUGUUGUAGAAUUUUAAGAACAGUUUUUUUUCCUUGUCGCAUGUUUGAAAUUAGAAUCUGCAUAACUUGUUAAAUAAGAUUGGUGUAAUUUUUGUUUAUUUUUUUUUUAAAUAUUCAGAAAGGAGAAAUAUAAAGAUCAUUUUGAAA
Phlebotomus papatasi is the source of this 3887-nucleotide messenger RNA. RefSeq names its product exostosin-2 (gene sotv). Gene Ontology annotation, molecular function: glycosyltransferase activity. NCBI's taxonomy places the organism in Eukaryota, Metazoa, Arthropoda, Insecta, Diptera, Psychodidae. The transcript has 2 exons. Gene Ontology annotation, cellular component: membrane. The record is from RefSeq and is a predicted model, not a curated record. The coding region runs from base 92 to 2203 and encodes 703 amino acids.